This is a messenger RNA of Chaetomium strumarium, 1248 nucleotides long. RefSeq lists its product as uncharacterized. Gene Ontology annotation, cellular component: cytoplasm; nucleus. The record is from RefSeq and is a predicted model, not a curated record. NCBI's taxonomy places the organism in Eukaryota, Fungi, Ascomycota, Sordariomycetes, Sordariales, Chaetomiaceae. Gene Ontology annotation, molecular function: ATP hydrolysis activity; nicotinamide-nucleotide adenylyltransferase activity. The transcript has a single exon. Bases 117 to 1211 code for a protein of 364 amino acids.
GGAAUGGGAGAAUGCACCGCGGCCAGUUGCUACCCCACCCCCGCUUCUGUCAUUCCAACCGCCUGACGGUCUGUUUGUGACAUGUCUGCUGCGCUCCAACGGAACGCAACGCUAUUAUGUCCCUGCCCGGUGAUUCCCCCGUGAUGAAGAGCUCGAUGCCUCGUCAGCUGCCAGCGCCAGCUCGCUCACUGGCCGAUGUUUUCUCCCGGUCGCUUUUGUCGUUCCAGAACUCCAGCUCCAACCUCCAGAUCCUCUGCACUGCCGGUCCGACAGAACAGCAACACCAUGGAGCUGCGCCAACCCAAGGUGACGAUCAGCCCGCGCCGCUGUCUCCGCGCUCCCGACCACGGACUCUGAUCGUGCUCGACUCCUCCUUCAACCCGCCGACCCGGGCACACCUGCGCAUGGCAACGUCUGCCAUCCACGAUCUUACACACACGCACGGCCAGCCGCUGGGGACACUGCGGCUGCUGUUGCUCCUGUCAGUGAACAAUGCCGACAAGGGAGUCAAACCGGCCGCAUUUGACAAGCGGCUGGCCAUGAUGUGGGCGUUCGCCAGGGACGUGCAGCACAGUUUUCGAGGGGUGCACGAAGAUGAAGAUGACGGACAGGGGUUGGCAUCGGUGGGUGGACCUCCUCAGGCCUCGGCGGGUGCGGGGGAGACGCCGUUGCACGUCGACCUCGCCCUUGCGAAGAUGCCGUAUUUCCACGAGAAGAGUGCGGCCUUGGCCGGACUGGACUUCUACAAGGGCACAAACGAUGGCGCCGGCGAGACGGAGCAGGUAUUCCUGGCGGGCUAUGACACGCUCAUCCGAAUAUUCAACCCCAAGUACUACGGCCCCCAGGCCGAGUCGGCAACACAACUCGCGAGCCCCGAGUCGUCACCGAUGUGGAAAGCUCUCGGCCCGUUCUUCGGCCGCGCGAAGUUGCGGGUCAUCAUGCGGACCGGGGAUGAGUGGGGGAAUGAGGAGCAACAGAGAGCUUAUCUGGAGGGCUUGUUGAAGGCGGAAGGGCUGGGCACGGGACUGGUGAGCAAAGGCCUAGGCAGCAGGAUCGAGAUGGUAGACGGACGCAAAGCAGGCGAGGACGUCAUCAGCAGCACGCUGGCGCGGGCCGCAGCGAAGGCUCGGGACGGAGACAGACUCGGCUUGAUGGUAACUGCUGGUGUGAGGUGGUGGAUAGAGCAGGAAGACCUGUACACUGAGCCAUGAGGACGCGCUUUGUGAGCUCAGGGGCGACUCAAUCCCA